UUGGUGGCAGCCACAUGCCUCAACGAAGGUGGUUUCCAGUUGGGUAUUUACUAUGAAAUACCCAGGGUGUGAUUGUUUCCUAAUUUAUUAAGGGCAAACUUAUGAGCAUGUACAACAUAUGACCAUGUUGUAUUGAAGGGGUCAAAAGGAGUACAAGAACACAUAAACUCGUUAGCCCCAGAUACACAAUCAGAGUGAAAGGUCCAAGUGAGCAGUAGUGGAGGGAAAGUGGGACAGAAGGGAGGUGAUCUGGAAGGUUCCCUUAGAGGAAGACAAGCUAUUCAAGCACUCCAACGUGGGCUGCAACAAAGAUCCAGGAAUAGACACCAGGUUAGUAAUCCAACUUUCUAGCUUUGCAAAAUCCCUCUCCUACUCUGACUCUCUAGACUUCUAAACUGGAUUUCUUAAGGCAAGUUACUGAAAUAUGGUAGCAAUUUUUUAAGAAGGCAGGUUCUUCAUAUAGUAAUCAGAACACCAAAUUUUUCAUUAUAGUUUGUGUGCCAUUGUGGCUGGGAAAAAACAGCCUUUGCUUGUAACAAAGGAGUAGAAAUUUAGUGUACAGCAUGAAUCAAGCAUGACCACACAUCGAUGCUCCAACAUGCUGGACCAGUAAGAAUUUUUUUUGGUUUAAAAAAAAAAAAUUGUUUCUUGCACACAUGGGAGGUAAAAAGGUUGAAGCUUUUUAUUACCUACUCACCCAUUCAAAUCAGGAAGAAGGUAUCAGCUGGAAAUUUAAGUGCUUAGCAGCUUAGUGAAAGACUUGGAAGUAGAAAGUCUGUCACUACCAUUAGGUGGUUUAAAGUUUUUUUUUUUCCUUUUUUUUUUUUAGUUUUUUUUUUGUGGCAGUCUAAAGGGGAAAAGGCUGGAAUAUUUUGGCAUUUGGUUAAAAACUGUGCAUGAAUAAAACCAUGCUAAAACUUCUAAAACCGUUAAUAAUAAAUGUACAUUACUUAUAAAAAACAAAUUUAAUAAAUGGACAUCAUGACUGAGAAAAGUUCACGCUUCACAAUCAUUAGCUAAAGCAAUGAGACACGUAGAUACUAUAGUAAGGGGUUUUACAUUUAAAAAAUGCUUGCCUACUUUGUUACUUCAGCUAUUGGGUUAUUCUCACUUUGUGUAUGAAUACAGCAUACAGGAAAGUCUGAUGCAUUUUCCCUUCAUUGUCAUAAGCUUCAGCACAUAUAUUGCACACAUAUAUUGCCCAAAAUGUGUGAUGGGUAAGAGGCAUUUUAUUACCUACUCACCCAUGCAAAUCAAUGAUUAAGGUAUCAACUACUUGUUUAAGUGACUAGCAGCAACGUUGGAGACUUGCAAGUAGAAAGUGAGUCACUACUAGUAGGUGUUUUAACUUUAUAUUUUCUUGUGGCAGUCUAAAGGGGAAAAGGUUGGAAUAUUUUGACAAUUGGUUAAAAACUGGGCAUGAAUAAAACCAUGCUGGAAGUGAUUCUACCAAUAAGAAUAAAUGUUGCAAUGAUUGAGUAUUUUCACGUUUGACCAUCAGAAAUUUAGCAAUGAUCUUGUAGAGGUUAUGGUAAGGGAUUUAUUCAUCAAAAAAAAAAAAAGUUUAUGGUAAGGGAUUUGACAAUAACCCAAAUUGCAGAAACUGCUUUGUUAAUUCAGUUGUAACAUAGUCUCAAUUACUGUGAUUGAAUACAGAAUAUACACAGUUUGAUGCAUUUUUCACUCAUUGUCAUAAGGUUCAGCACAUAUAUUGCACACAUAUAUCGACAAUGGUGAGAUGGGUAAGAGGACGAUGGCGUGGACCAGGUGGAAUACAUAGAGCAGGAGGCAUACGUGUCCAACAACGUCCACUUUUGAGUGAUAUACAAGAUAGGGAACACGAAGUACAUUCGGACGAUUCAACUCAACCACCAAAUGUUGGUGGUGAUGAGACAGUGGAAGCUAUAGGGAAUGAGGCUGAAAGGGUUGUGAGCACUGAACAUAAUGGAGAUUUGCCAACUCGAAAACGUGGUCGGGGACCAGCAAAAGACACGCUUUUUGAACGUGUUCGGAAAUUUGGGAAAAUACCUCUGAAUAUUAAGGAAGGACAAAGAGGUCCAUCUUGUGAGAAUUACAACAUAUUUUCUGGACGAGUGACAUCGAUUGUUAGACUUCAUGCAAACAUGCGCUAUGCAAGCUGGAAACAAGUAUCUAAAGAGGAGAAAGAGGAGCUAAUUGACCGUGUUCGAGCUGACUUUAUAUUAGAUUGGACACAAAGUUCCCAUCGUGAGUGUGUGAUAAAUGCUCUCCAUCGAAAAUACAAUGCAUUCCACUACCUACUACGCAAGCAAUACUUGGGCUAUUCCUCACAUGAAGCUGCACUUUCUGGCGGGACAACCUGGGUGGAGAAGCCCGUUUGGGAAUACUUAUGUGGAUUGUGGUCGGGUGAACCAUUCAAGAAAAUGUCACAGAGAAAUAGCACAAAUAGGAAAAAACAGCGAAUCAACCAUACAAGUGGCCGAAAGCCUUUUGUUAGGGUUAUGGAGGAAACUAAUGAACAAGCCCCGAACUUGGUAGCUUUUUACAAAGAAGUGCAUUGGUCAAAAAAGAAAGGUGGAUUUAUCACCAACACUGCAGAACAAAAUUAUAAUCUGAUGCUUGAGCGGUUGAAUGAGACUGAGUUGGAUGGGAACAUGGAUGAAACAGCUAAUGCAGUGUUUAAGGAGGUUUUAGGAUAUCGACCAGGUUAUGCAACGGGUCUAGGCCACUCUGUUAUACCUGAACCAUCUCCUUCAUUGCUCAACAAUAGGGAUUAUCAACGCGUUGUUGAGGAGAACGAAAAGAACAAGAAUGAAGCAAAUUUGUACAAGAACCAGUUAGAAGCACUGAGAUCUGAUUUACUGGAAUUCAAGAACCAAUUUAAAGACUAUGAGAAAGUGAUGAACACUCGGAUGUCUCGUUAUGAGUCUCGGAGGGAGUCUCAGCACGAGACUCCCAUUGAUGCCUAGCCAUCGCUAGUUUUCCAAAAUCAUCCCUGCUUUUGAAAUGUUUUUUGAACUGCUGUUGAGGGUUGAUCAGACAGUAGAUGGGGAUGAUUGUGGUGAGUUCCAACUUUUGUUGAGCAACUUAGGAUGUGGCUUGGUUGGAAGUGAAUGGAAAGUCAUACCAGACAUGCAUAUUGACAGCAUUGUUUGACUGAAUUAGCAAAGGGACUGAAAGGGACUACUGCUAGAGACAAAGGACUGCUGCAUGCCUGAGACACUUCCAGAAAUGUUCAAAUACUUGCUUUUUGAGCCAAGACCACACCUGCUUUUGUCUAGUAACUUAUCAAAGUAUAAGUCAGUCUCUCUUGAAUCUAGAUGUAUGAACUGCUUGGGAAAGUUGCCUAACUGUUGGAAAUUUCAGUUUUAGGAUGAUAUUUAUAUGGCUGAUAGAUCAGCUCUAUAUGGUUUAUGUGGAUCAUGUUUAAUGAUACUCAUUCGGUAAUAUAUAAAAUGUGUGUAUAUGGAAGUACUUUGCCUAGAAA
Carya illinoinensis is the source of this 3466-nucleotide messenger RNA. RefSeq lists its product as uncharacterized. The transcript has 9 exons. Bases 1731 to 2948 code for a protein of 405 amino acids. The record is from RefSeq and is a predicted model, not a curated record. NCBI's taxonomy places the organism in Eukaryota, Viridiplantae, Streptophyta, Magnoliopsida, Fagales, Juglandaceae.